AUGUCUAUACUUGUAUGGAUGUACUAUUUUGUUUUCUUGAUACUUGAAACAGAAUCGUAUAUAUGCCCAUCUGGGUGUAAGACCCCUUGUACUAGUGAUUACACAUGCAGGGAAUGUGAACCAGAAUUUGAUAAUGACAACACGUGUCUCCAUUGUGCUUUUGUCGACAGUCAGACUGUUGUAGCUUACUUACCACAGAACGACACAUGUCUUUCGACUACAAACCAAAUAGUGAAACCGCCAGGAGAGUUCAUUCCAAGUGAUGAAUAUAUCAUUCCAAUGGAAGAGGGUGUUAUGUAUCCAUUCACAAUAGACUUUACCUCAAAGGUGGAUUACAGUUUUUGUUACUUUAGACAAAAGUUUAGACUGGGACAGUGGUUCAAAAUCGAUUUGAGUAAAGUCACAAAGGAUUACGUCAUGAUUAACUUCAAAAAGGAGACAACGAAGACAUCAAAUGUAUAUGUAGAUAUCACCAAUGAAAAACAGGGCUCGCAGAACCAAGUGUGCUUCGCUCAUACAUACUUGGAUGAAAGUACUGUGAACUACGACUUCCAGAUUCCUGUUGCAAAAGCGGCUGGAGACUUAAAUCCGGCGUUCUAUAUAUUUGUUAGUGUCAAAGGUAACGAAGGAAUUUCACUUUCAACUGUUUUUACUUCAAUCGACAAACAGACAACUCCUGUGGAGUUUGUGUUAGACCAAGAGAAGGCAGAUGCGUUGGCAAAAGACUUGACCUCUGAGAUCUUUUGGGAGGUCCCUUUUGAGCAGAAAGGAAUAAUCACUAUCCCUGUUUGCUUUAGUACUAAUUACGCAAAGGAUAUCCUUUUCACGGUUCAAUUUAAAGGAGACUAUUAUAUUCUAAUAGACUCUACAGUCCAAAACCGAGUCAACUAUCUUCAAGAAAUAGGUACAGUAACAGACGAUAAAGGGGUGACCAAACCAUCUUGUGUGCAAGCGUGGGAUGGCUACAAUCAUGGUGUUUUAUCUGAUGAGACUAAUGUUGGGAGUUUAGCUAUGAUAAAAGGAAACAAUGACACUCUACGUCACUUUUCUAUAGUUUCUCAUGAUCAAAAAGCUUCUAUAACUGUUAGCUUCAAAGCUAUUUGUCCUAAAAACUGCAAUUUUGAAAAUGGAUUUGGAGCGUGUAGCACUAUUGCUGGAGGUUGUGUAUGUAAAGAUGGAUAUGGGGGAGAUGACUGUCACCUCAAAUGUUAUUACAAAGGCGUAUGGAACGUUGAUAGUGCCGGAAAGUGCUUGUUUGGAAGUGCCAAUUGUGACCAAUAUUGUCAAUGUAGUAAUGGCGCAACACUUACAAAAGAUAACUUAUGUGUGACUCAACAGUGCUUAUCUGGGGGCCCAGGUGAUUUACAGUGUUAUAGAAAUAGUGAGGGAUGUCAUGAGAGUUGUCAGUGUUUUAUUAAUUAUGGAUACCACGUCACAGAAGAGCAUUAUUGUAAGAAUAUUUUGUGUGGAAAUAACAAGUCGGAUAUAUAUUAUGACGAUAAAGGCAAUUUUAUAAGAGAAGAAGACUGUGAUGGUGGACUUAAUUGUGACAAUUACUGUAGAUGUGUGGAAGGGUAUAUUCCCGAUCCAAAUGACAAACUUUCUUGUAUAAAAAAGACAAUAACCUCAGGAGCAAUAGCUGGGUUAGUCAUUGGAUGUGUUGCUGGAGUUGUUAUUGUUAGUGUUAUUCUCUUUUUAAUCAUCUUCUUUGGGUUAACACACAAGAAGAUAGAUAUUGAUACAUUCAAACAUGCGCAGCCAUGUUAUCACUUUUAUAUCAAUGGGUCUGUCAGAGGAGCGCCUUCAAAACAGACCAAAUACUAUAUCAAUCCAAUUGAAUUGGACUACGGCAACACAACAGUGUCGACUGCUAUUUUCGAUACUCGCUUUGAGAAGAUGGAGGUCAAAAAUUAUAGUAAGAACAAAUAUAUGAUGAUCAUAUUCCACACUCCUAUAUGCCCAAAAUAUGUCUUUUACUUCGACCCACAAGUCUUGAUAAUUCCACCAAGAAGAACCGACAGAGAAAUCACAUCAUAUUGCACGUUACACUGCACAACACGAUUAAGAGGGUUGAAGAUCCCAUACACCGUGUGGUUUUCAAAGAGUCGAAAACCACUUGUCCAAGUCUCCGAGUUACUUAAAGGCAAGAACUUCGAUACUUGGACAAACGACAAUCAACAACAAAUGGAAAAGUUGUCGAAACAAAUGUGUCUGAGGCUGCACCACCAAGUCACAAUAACUACAGAUGCUGCAAGUUCCACACAUAUCGACAUGGACGAACUCAACAUGUCAGAAAAACCAAUAGCGGAAGGUGCGAUGGGUAAAGUGUAUAUAGGGAGUUACAGGAGUGUCCCCGUCGCUAUCAAACAAUUCAAGUGGGACAAUUUGAACGACGAGGAAAUUAAAGAAUUGAAGAAAGAAGUGAUGGCGGAGUGUGAGAUUAUGGGACGACUACGUAACCCUUUUGUAGCCGGGUACAUGGGAUCCGUCACAUAUUUGCCACAAGUGUCUAUGGUGAUUCAAUUCUUUGUUUUGGGGUCUUUAGGGGAGUAUCUGAGACAAGACAAAGAAGACUACAUGAAGUUUUCAUACAAACUGAAGGUAAGGCUUUUGUUUGAUACAGCACGUGGAAUGCAAUUUUUACAUGAAAACAAAAUCAUGCAUCUCGACUUAAAACCAGACAAUUUGUUAAUGAAUUCAUUCGACCCAAACAGUGCCUGCACAGUCAAAAUCACCGACUUUGGGACGUCAAGAUUCACCAAGAAAACUAUUAAGAAUCAGGACGAUAAAGGACUUGGAACACCAAUUUACGCCGCACCAGAAACGUAUAAAGAUGAAUAUACAUUUGCAGGAGAUGUGUACUCCUUCGGUAUCACUGCUUGGGAAAUCUUCUACCAAGAAGAGCCUUUCAAAGGGUUCAAAUCUAUUUUUGAAAUCAAACAACACGUCCUUGGAGGAAAGCGUUUAGCAAUGGACAAGACGGUGCCGUACUUCUAUGAAACACUCAUAGAAGAUUGCUGGAAACAGGAGCCAAGUGCAAGACCAAGUUUUGAUCAAGUCUCGAAAAAGAUUGUGAAGAUAGAUGACGAUGUGUCGAACCACACCGAUCUGGAUAGUGGGUAUACACUUGAAAAAGUCGAAGAAACAAGCAACAAGAGGUAUUUGAAAAUGCAGAAGCAACUGAGUGAUUUGAGCAGAGACUAA
Entamoeba invadens IP1 is the source of this 3204-nucleotide messenger RNA. Its product is annotated as serine-threonine protein kinase, putative. Gene Ontology annotation, biological process: protein phosphorylation. Lineage: Eukaryota; Evosea; Mastigamoebida; Endamoebidae. The record is from RefSeq and is a predicted model, not a curated record. Bases 1 to 3204 code for a protein of 1067 amino acids. Gene Ontology annotation, molecular function: ATP binding; protein kinase activity. The transcript is spliced from 3 exons.